Molecule: messenger RNA, 1173 nt
Organism: Hyaloscypha bicolor E
Lineage: Eukaryota; Fungi; Ascomycota; Leotiomycetes; Helotiales; Hyaloscyphaceae
Product: aromatic compound dioxygenase
Exons: 2
Coding region: 1-1173 (390 amino acids)
Molecular function (GO): oxidoreductase activity, acting on single donors with incorporation of molecular oxygen, incorporation of two atoms of oxygen; iron ion binding
Source: RefSeq, a predicted model, not a curated record
AUGGUCCACUUCUCCAAGUUAGCCACAGCCGUGGCAGCAGCCUGCCUGGCCUCCACCACCAUCGCCCAUCCAGGAGAACACCACGACCUUGCCGCCAUCAAGCGCGAGAUCGUGGCCCGCAACCAGAUGGCUUCCGCUGCUAAGCGUUCCAUCGAUUCCUGCUCCAGCUCUCUCAAGCACCGAGAGUUGAACGCUCGAUCCAUUGCCCGACGCGCGGAGACGCUUCAUUCGAUCCGCAACGCCCGGGGUAUAAAGUCAAAGCCACAAAAAUACCGCCGCGACCUCGCAACCCUCGAGACCUACGAAGCAGUAGACCACAAUGAGACAGGACUCGUCGACUACACUGUCGGCAGCAGCGAUACCACCAUCUUCUCCGCCAACACCUCCUGCAUCCUCACUCCCGAAGUAACCGAUGGUCCGUAUUACGUCACCGGUGAGUUAAUCCGCAAAAACGUCACCGAAGGACAAGCCGGUAUCCCGCUGUAUCUCGAAGUGCAGUACCUAGACAUCAACACUUGUCUUGGUGUCCCUUCUCUCUACGUCGAUAUCUGGAAUUGUAAUGCCACCGGAGUGUAUAGUGGUAUCAACGUAACCGGCAACGUUGCAGACGGGGGCUGGGAUUCUACUUUCCUUCGCGGCAUUCAGUCAACAGACGAUGACGGGGUCGUGGCUUUCGAGACGAUCUUCCCAGGCCAUUACGAGGGUCGCGCAAUCCACACUCACUUGCUAGUCCACGACAACGUAACCCUGUUAGCAAAUUCAACAAUGCAAGGCGGCGCCGUGACACACAUCGGGCAACUCUUCUGGCCCGAAACCUUGCGUUCAGCAGUCGAAGCUACGUACCCCUAUUCCACUAACACGCAAGCCGUCACCUCCAACGCGGAAGACAUGUGGUCCAUCGUGCAAGCCGAGAACGACUACGACCCGUUCCCGGAGUUCGUGUAUCUGGGAGAGAGUAUCGAGGAUGGAUUGCUGGCUUGGAUUCAAGUGGGUGUUAAUGUCACGGCGGAUUACAGCGAUGAUGAUUAUUAUCAGGUUGCGGCGGUGCUACAGGCGGAUGGAGGGCAUGAGACGAGUAAUAGCGUUGGGGGGAGUGGUGGAGGUGGAUCGGCGCCUUCGGGGGCGAUGCCUAGUGGUGCUGUGCCGAGUGGUGCUGUGCCGAGUGGGUUCUAG